Daldinia caldariorum is the source of this 1371-nucleotide messenger RNA. RefSeq lists its product as uncharacterized. The transcript has a single exon. NCBI's taxonomy places the organism in Eukaryota, Fungi, Ascomycota, Sordariomycetes, Xylariales, Hypoxylaceae. The coding region runs from base 1 to 1371 and encodes 456 amino acids. The record is from RefSeq and is a predicted model, not a curated record.
AUGGCAGGUACCGAGAUAUCCAAGAGGCCCCGAUUGUCUCUUCAAACCAAACCUUCGCCGGGACCCGGCAGAGCGAAAGGUUCCUUAGCGAAUGUUGACCCUAGAUCGCCCACGGCUUUUAAUACUCUCACCAACUUAUACGUCACCGCUAUUGAAAGGUCGACGCCGACUCAGUCGACUCCUAUAACGGCUAUCAAUCUUCUCCAACCCUUAAAGCUUCAAACAGACCCCGAGUCUCUCAAAGCUCGCAGGCCAAGGGUAGAAAUACCUUACGCCGCAACGUUGCCGGACACUCCUCUUUCUGCUAAUCCUGUCUCUCCAUCUCAGCAGAUAGACAUGGUAUUUCCGAGUACCAUGACAUCGACACCUCCGUUGUCUGCUGGGGCCGUCGAGUCUUCUAACAAUUACACAUUCGCACCUGGCGAUGUAAACAAACAGGAAUCUUUAUACUCCCCUACUCAAACCCGGCGUCGAGUAGUUUACGCGCCUUUCGCAUCUCCCGCCAAGGCGCCAUACAGCCACAAUAAAUCUCUUCAUAGCAUAUUGCGAAACUCACCUUUGGCGCCCGCAAGUGACAAAUCACCGAUAUCACCGCGGAGGCAGUCCCGCAGACUGCAGGAAAAGGCGGCCAGGCACGUGGGGUAUUUAUCUCCGCUGACACAAACUAUCACGACCGAGAAGUAUAUCAAGUCCCAUGUCGAACUGCUCGCAGAAGAUGCAUCUCCGUAUACGCCUUCGCCAGCUGCUGAGGACUCAGACAUGAUACUUGAUCUUGCAUUGGCAUAUACAGGGAGCGAAACACGAGACGGCGGAGAGACCCCUGGUCCUUUCGAGGAGAUGCGGAGGCGUAUGACAGGAUUAGGCACGGAGACGCCGAUUACCUCCCCAAGGCCAGAUGGGAUUCGCAAGCGCAAGAGGAAGGAGAAAAAGAGAAAGUGGGUUUGGACUAUCGGCCAAGAUGACGAGGAGAAAGAGAGCGGUGCUAUAGCUGCUCUUAAGGCCGCUGUAGAAGAAUCUACGCCUAGACCUUCAGCACCAUUUCUUCCCCCGCUGUCCACGGCUGGCCAUACGAAUACAACCUUAUCUGAACCCCAGACAGCGGUUCAAAUUAGCUUUGAGUCUGUGGAGUCGAGCUCGGACUUGGCAAGGGAGGAGAUGGAUAUUGAGAUGUCCGAUUCGAGCAGCAUAUCAUCGAGUAGAGCUACAACACCGCCCGAUAUCGAGUUGGAAAUGAAGACGUCAACAGGGACUACGCUUGCUACGGCCCCUUCUAAAGUAGGGAAUCUUGAUCCUGCGGACUUGAUCGACCCUGAGACGGGAAGCAGGAGGGACUCACCAAUCCCGCCCGAUCUAGUGAGCGGCAAGCAGUAA